Messenger RNA from Spodoptera frugiperda (fall armyworm), 1832 nucleotides. RefSeq names its product sorbitol dehydrogenase. The record is from RefSeq and is a predicted model, not a curated record. Gene Ontology annotation, molecular function: L-iditol 2-dehydrogenase (NAD+) activity; zinc ion binding. The transcript is spliced from 8 exons. Lineage: Eukaryota; Metazoa; Arthropoda; Insecta; Lepidoptera; Noctuidae. Bases 90 to 1172 code for a protein of 360 amino acids. Gene Ontology annotation, biological process: D-sorbitol catabolic process.
GUUCAUUCAUUCUUUCAUUCAUCAACAAACACACAGUUGACAGUUCACGGCAGUUGUACUUUAGACGCCGAACGAGUUGCACGUGUAAAAUGGCCCAAGAUAAUUUAACCGCACUUCUCAAGAAGCCCAAGGAUUUGCAGCUGGUACAAACACCAAUACCAGAAAUAGCCGACGAUGAGGUACUACUCCGCAUGGACUGCGUGGGUAUCUGCGGGUCUGACGUGCACUACUGGCAGAGUGGCGCGUGUGGACACUUCGUGCUCAAAGAACCCAUGAUUAUGGGACACGAGGCUUCUGGAGUCGUCGCCAAGCUUGGUGCUAAAGUAAAGAACCUGAAGGUGGGUGACCGCGUGGCCAUCGAGCCUGGCGUGCCCUGUCGCUACUGUGAGUUCUGCAAGACUGGCCGCUACCACCUCUGUCCGGACAUGGUGUUCUGCGCCACUCCACCCGUCCACGGCAACCUCGCCAGAUACUACAAGCAUGCUGCCGACUUCUGCUACAAAUUGCCAGACCACGUAACCAUGGAAGAGGGAGCUCUUCUAGAACCACUGUCAGUUGGCAUCCACGCGUGUAGACGUGCAGGCCUGACCGGGGGUCACAAUGUACUGGUGCUGGGCGCCGGACCCAUCGGUCUCGUCACCAUGCUCUCUGCUAAAGCCAUGGGCGCUAGCAAAGUUCUCAUCACAGACGUGCUGCAGUCUCGACUGGACUUCGCGAAGAAGUUGGGAGCCGACGCGACGAUCCUGUCGACCAAGGACAUCAGUGAGGCUGACAUGGUGAAGAAGAUCCACGAGCUGCUGGGCGACCAGCCUGACGUCUCCUUCGACGCCAGUGGAGCCCAGGCCACCGUCAGGAUGGCUAUGCUGGCGACGAAGUCAGGUGGCGUGGCAGUGCUGGUGGGCAUGGGUGCGCCGGAGCAGACCGUGCCACUGGCCGGAGCACUCGCGCGCGAGGUCGAUAUACGAGGCAUCUUCCGAUAUGUUAACGAGUACCCAAUUGCGCUGAACAUGGUAGCCAGCGGUAAGAUCAACGUGAAGCCGCUAGUCACCCACCACUUCAGCCUGGAAGAGACUCUAGAGGCAUACGAGGUGGCGCGACAGGGAGCCGGGAUCAAAGUCAUGAUUCAUGUCCAGCCCAGGGACACCAACAACCCAAAGCAGUUCCAACCUUAACUCCUGUACAGUACAGAAGAAAAUUGUUUGUCAAGUCUACUUCAAACUGUCACUUGCUUGUCAUUUUGUAAUAGAUAUUCGAUCUUAUUGCUGGCACCAACAUCCCAAAGCAUUUCCAACCUUAACUCCUGUACAGUACAGAAGAAAAUUGUUUGUCAAGUCUACUUCAAACUGUUACUUGCUUCACAUUUUGUAAUAGAUAUUCGAUCUUAUUGUUGGUACCAACAACCCAAAGCAUUUCCAACCUUAACUCUUACUCAGUACAGAUGAAAAUUGUUUGUCAAGUCUACUUCAAACUGUCAGUUGCUUGUCAUUUUGUAAUAAAUAUUCGAUCUUAUUGCUGCCACCAACAUUCCAAGGCAUUUCCAACCUUAACUUCUAUACAGUACAGAAGAAAAUUGUUUGUCAAGUGUACUUCGAACUGUCAUUUGCUUGUAAUAGUAAUAAAUAUUCGAUCUUAUUGCUAGUUUUCUUUGUAACAAAAUAUCCGAAUUUACGCAAUAAUGCAUUUUAUUGUAAAGACAUAAAAUUUAAUUUUAAGUACAAACUUUGUUGUUUAGUAUAAGUUGUUAAUUGUUAAAAUCAAAAUCAAUAUUGAAAUGAAAUUUAAUUUGUGAAAAUAUUUUUGUAUUUAUAAAUAAAUAUUAAUAUUUUCCAUAA